AUGAUAUUUAAAACACUCCUCCGACCACUCCCCCCUCGCCUCCUCCAUCCCUAUCCCAUCUCCAACCACGGUAUCAACCGGCGCAUCUCCCUCCUCCCGCGCUCUAUUAGUAUCAGCGCCAGAAAAGGAGGAAGCGAAAACCCCAAACACGCCUCGCACCCCCUGCGCAUUCUAACCUGGACGCUCAAAUCACUCUUCAUCUACCACCUCUUCCACACCUACUUUUAUUCACUCGAGACGGGCUCUGGACCCUCGAUGCUCCCCACCAUCUCCGUGUCCAACGAUUGGUUUCUCAUUUCGCGUGCGUAUCGACGCGGGCGCGGCGUCCAGGUUGGCGAUAUCGUUUCGUUUGAAUCGGUGGUUGAGCCUGGUCAAAAGGCUUUCAAGAGAGUUUUGGGCUUGGAGGGGGAUUGUGUCAUGAUGGGGACGCCGGGGAGUGGGGAGACUCAGAUGAUAAGAAUUCCUGAGGGACAUUGUUGGGUAGUGGGGGAUAACUUAGAAUGGUCGAGAGAUUCGAGGAUGUUUGGUCCGAUACCUAUGGCUUUGAUCAAGGGGAAAAUCAUCGCUAGAGUACUACCAUGGAGCGAGAGAAAAUGGUUCGAGAAUGAUUUGCAACCAGUGGCAGAUAACCGUUGA
This is a messenger RNA of Botrytis fragariae, 636 nucleotides long. RefSeq names its product putative mitochondrial inner membrane protease subunit protein. The transcript has 2 exons. The coding region runs from base 1 to 636 and encodes 211 amino acids. The record is from RefSeq and is a predicted model, not a curated record. Gene Ontology annotation, molecular function: serine-type endopeptidase activity. Gene Ontology annotation, cellular component: mitochondrial inner membrane peptidase complex; membrane. Lineage: Eukaryota; Fungi; Ascomycota; Leotiomycetes; Helotiales; Sclerotiniaceae.